Molecule: messenger RNA, 1059 nt
Organism: Fusarium sp. VM40
Lineage: Eukaryota; Fungi; Ascomycota; Sordariomycetes; Hypocreales; Nectriaceae
Source: the annotation of a GenBank genome assembly
AUGUCUAUCGCUCAUGCAGUACCGGACACUCGGGUCCUCGCCGUGGCAAGCCAUGUUGUCUCUGGUUACGUCGGUAACAAGAUUGCCGUCUUCGUGCUGCAAUCGUUAGGAUGCGAUGUCGCAGCCCUCAACACUGUCCAGUUCAGCAAUCAUACUGGCUAUAAGCAAUGGAAGGGCACCAGAGUCUCGGCACAAGAGAUCACGGAUCUAUGGGAUGGACUCAAGCAGUCAUACCUUGACGACUUCGACGUUAUGCUUUCUGGGUAUAUCCCAGGCGCUGAGGCCGUCGAUGCGGUUGGUAAGAUAGGUCGAGAGCUCAAGGAAAAGUCGAGGGAAACACCUGGCAAGUUUUUCUGGGCGCUUGAUCCUGUCAUGGGAGAUAACGGGAGGAUUUACGUAUCUGAAGAUGUCGUGCCAGCUUACAAGAGACUCAUCAACGAUGCAGACCUUAUCCUUCCCAACCAGUUCGAGGCCGAACUGCUCUCAGAGGUCAAGAUCCACGAUAUGGACAGUCUGCGCAAGGCUAUCCAGGUUCUUCACGACAAGUACAAGGUUCCUCACGUUGUCAUCACCUCGGUCAGCCUCGAGGCACCAGAUCACCCCCCUUCACAUCUUGCCGUCGUUGGCUCUACCAUGACAUCCGCCGGCCAAGCUCGCUUCUUCAAGAUCGUCUUCCCCUCGAUCGAUCGCUACUUCAGUGGCACUGGCGACAUGUUCGGUGCUCUCAUGGUGAUCCGAAUGCGCGAGGCUGUCUUCAACGCUGACGAGCGUCUACGACACACGGCCAGUUGGCUUAGCGAUGAUGCUGUAUCCGCCACCGAGCUACCUCUUGCCCGCGCCGCAGAGAAGGUUCUAGGCAGCAUGCACGAAGUUCUCUCCAAAACAUGCGAGGGCAUGAAGAGGGUUGUUGAACGCACAACAGAUGACAUGAAGGUUGAAGACAGAACUAACGAGACAAAGGUCCAUCUCGUCAAGAGCAAGGCUGCUGAGCUACAGCUGGUGAGGAAUCUGGACUGCUUACGCUCGCCAGCAAAACAGUUUCAUGCAAAAGCCACAUGA